GAGUGCUGAAAAAUAUUGUCUUUCUUCUUUCUCCUACCACUUUAUAGGCACACUUUGUGAAAUCAAUAUUAAUGAAUGUCACUCAAAUCCCUGUCUUCAUAAUGCAACCUGUGCAGACCUUAUCAAUGGAUAUGACUGUUCUUGCUUACCUGGCUUCACUGGUCUACACUGUGAAACUGAUAUAGAUGAGUGUGCUUCUUUUCCUUGCAAGAACGGAGGCACCUGCAUUGACCAACCUGGUAAUUACUACUGCCAAUGUGUGGCUCCAUUUAAAGGUGUUAACUGUGAAUUCCAGCCUUGUGAGGCUGGGAAUCCCUGUGAGAAUGGAGCUAUAUGUCAAAAAGAGAGAGAUUUGGCUUCCUUUCCCUUUGGAUUUCAAUGCCAGUGUAAGAAGGGUUUUGCAGGCCCUCGCUGUGAAAUCAACAUCAAUGAAUGCAGUUCCAACCCUUGCCUCCAUGGAUAUUGCUAUGAUGUUGUUGAUGGCUUCUAUUGUUUGUGCAACCCUGGAUAUGCGGGACCAAAAUGUGACCAAGACAUUGAUGAUUGUCUUAGUAAUGCAUGUAAACACAAUUCUACUUGCAUGGAUCUCCAUCUGGGUUAUAAGUGUCUCUGCCUCCCGGGCUGGGAAGGACCGUUUUGUGAAAAUGAAGCCAAUGAAUGUGAUUCUGUGCCAUGUGAGAACAAUGGAACUUGCAUCGAUCUUUUCAAUGACUUCCGAUGUGUGUGUACAGAAGGCUGGACUGGACAAUGGUGCAGUGAAGAUAUAAAUGAAUGUGAUUCUGAGCCCUGCUUGAAUGGAGCCACCUGCUAUGAGUCCAUUGUCCAUGGUCAAUUUCUCUGUGUUUGUCCUCCAUUUUAUAUUGGAAAAAUUUGCCAGUAUCGUUACAAUCCAUGUAGUGACCCCUACAAUCCAUGUAUAAACAAUUCUACUUGUUUGGCUCAAGUUGAUGGGAAGCCAUUGUGUAUAUGUCCAAAAGGAUUUGGAGGUACUUACUGUGAAAUCGACAACAAUGAGUGUGCUUCCAGUCCGUGUAAGAAUCAAGGUCGUUGUGUGGAUAGGGUUAACAGUUACAGGUGCCUCUGCAGAGAGGGCUUUUCGGGGACACUGUGUGAAGUAGAGAUUAAUGAAUGUGCAUCAAAUCCCUGUACAAACAGUGGAACAUGCAUAGAUCUUAUAAACAGGUUCCUUUGCAACUGCCCACCUGGCUACUAUGGUUUACUUUGUGAGCUGGAUGUAAAUGAGUGUGAAAUUCUUCCUUGCUUGCAUGGUGGAAGCUGCUUCAAUCACCCAGGGGGCUAUCAGUGUGUCUGCGCUCCUGGCUUUACAGGCAACCAGUGUGAAGUGGAUAUAGAUGAGUGUACUUCAGCACCUUGUCUCAACAAUGGAAGCUGUGUUGAUGACAUCAGUUUCUACAAGUGCUACUGCCGAAGCGGUUUUCUUGGAAUAAACUGUGAAAUAAAUGCUGACGAAUGCUCGUCAGCACCUUGUCAUCAUGGAAGAUGUAUCGAUCUCGUGGAUGGCUAUCAGUGCCAUUGUGAAGCCGGAUGGACCAGCUCAAGAUGUGAAAUUGACAUUCAUGAAUGUGAAUCAGUUCCCUGUCUUAAUGGUGGUUCAUGUCAAGAUUUGGUCAAUGCAUUUGAGUGCAUUUGCUUGAGCGGAUACACUGGUGAAUUUUGCGAAGUGGAUAUUGACGUUUGUGUCGAACCUCUUCUGAACUCAUCCCUCUGUUUCAACGGAGGUAAAUGUGUUGACGGCCCUGGAAGAACUUUUUAUUGCAGGUGCCCAGAUGGCUUUUCUGGUCAUUUUUGUGAAAUAGACAUCAAUGAAUGCAGCUCUUCACCUUGCUUACAUGACUCGGUCUGUGAAGAUCUUAUUAAUGGUUACUUCUGCAGAUGCCAAAGAGGUUGGGAAGGCUUCUACUGCGAAGAUGACAUCAAUGAAUGUGCCUCUAAUCCCUGCAUACAUGGGAUUUGUACCCAGAAAGAACCAGGCUUGGGUUAUACCUGUUACUGCGACCCUGGAUUUGUGGGCCAAAGUUGUGAGCUUAAUUAUGACGAUUGCUUAAUGCAAGCCUGCCCUGCUGGAUAUCGUUGUGUGGAUGGAAUAAACAAUAUCACCUGCUUUCCUGAAGUCCCUUGGAGGCCCCAGGCCACCAUGAAAAUGGAAAGAGAGCCUUCUGCUGAACCAUUAAAGAGAGGCUUCACACAAGACCAGUCAAGCCUCAUAAUAUCUGAGAUGUCUCCAUCACAGACUUCUACAGGUCUUCAAAAGGCAGGCUUUCUCAACCAUGGGAGUUUUGCAACCUUCAAUAUGGCUAAAUUAAUGCCCAGCAUAUCAUUUGAAAGCUUUGGACUGGGACCAGUGAUUGCUGAUAGCAAGUCUCCAGCAGCAUUUUUGCUUACUUCCUCCACAGACAUUCUCACUUCCCAGCUAUUGGGGUAUAUAGGCCUAUAUUCAACAGGAACAAAAUUCAACAUAACAGCUGUGGCAGAGGUGAUGAAUGAUAGUUCACCAGAUGCAACACUAGUCAUGCACUCACAAGAUAAGUAUGAUGGGAUCUCAUUCAUCACAAAGUCCUUAAUGACAGUUCUUCUUCCCUCUGCGCAAAUAAGUUUGUCAGUAGCAAACCAAAAGAUUCUUGCUUUACCUGCCACAGACACAAGCUCAGUAAUGCCAGAGACCAAAACUGAAUCACAUAGUCAUUCAUUAUUUUUUCCUGGAUCCCAGAUGACCACUCCAGCAAUUGCACACUCAACACUUUCUAUGUCUUUCUUAUUUCAUGAGAUCACUAGACAGCAAUCAGCCAUCUCUCUAAUAACAGAAGAUGAGGACUGGGUUUUACUAAAGCCAUCAAUGACAUUUAUUCUCCCCUCAAAAACAACUGACUUGGAAAAGGCAGACUGCUUUAGCUCAUCAGUGAUACAGGAAUCCAAAAGACAAAUAUCCCUUCCCAAUGAAUAUUUAGAUAUUAGUAUGUCAUCUUUCAGCCAUGAGAUCUCUACAGAGCUCCUCACACUGUCUGCUGGUUCUUUAUACAAUUUCAAUCGAACAUGUAUAAAGGACACCAUAGUUAAUAUAAAAUUCUUGGAUGAAUCUUCAGAUCACGUUUUACAUAGCAAAGAAUCUCUAUUUUAUGAGGCAUCCUUGGUGAACUUGACAAUGCUAACCAGUUGGUAUACAUUAAUCAAAUCUACUGCUGUUACUUCUGGGUAUUCAUUUGUUUCAACUUCUGAAACAGCACCAUCAGUGAAGUUCAAAAAAGUAUCUUCUUGGUAUCCUACUGAAAGAGGCAGAAAUAAAUCCAGGCUGGAAGAAUAUGAUAUGACUAAACCCUUACAGAGACUAAACACUGGUUUCUCAUGUAUUUAUUCAGACUGUAUAGCAACUAUUCUUUCAGAAACCUUCCAUUUGGAGCCAUCUUUUUCAACAAUUGAAACUUCUCAAAGAGGGAACAGUGAUGUGACAAGGAAAUUAACUGAUGUAGAAAAGCUGACUUCAAUGCAUAUUCUACCAACACUGAACAACCCACCAUAUGAUCCAAUUAAGGAAAUUCAUCCAUUAAUGAGUCAAGGGGAUACAAUCUUUGUUUUCCAAUCAAGUGAAGCUCCUCUAGAAGAAAAUGACAGCCAUGUUGCAUGUCAUUCUAAUGAGUCUACAUCACACAUGCCAUCCCAUUUCGAAGGGAGAGUUGAUUUGCAUCUCAGACAUGCAGGCAUUACACAGACAGGCUCAGUGGCUGAUUUUCUUGACAGGCAUUCAUUAUGUGAAUUUUCAGUUGAUAGGACAUCUGAUUCAGUAUUAUCUGUCCAGCUACACUCAGUUCCACAGUACUUAUUAACUCCAGAUGGAAAUUGGGUUGCCUUAACCAUGGACAGUACAUUGCAACAACAUCUGAGUACUCAUGCCACUAAUGAAGAACUUAUAGCAAGUCCACAGUCUCAUAGUAUACUGGUUUCAACUGUUAUCUCUUACCAGUUCACAGUGUCUGAUUUUAGUUAUGUCCAGUACCAAGGGGAUUCUUACAUGGAAUUCCAGGGUUUUGCCUUACAACCACAAAACAACAUCAGUUUAGAAUUCCAGACUACUGGCUUCCAAGGAGUCCUUCUACACAUUGAACAGAACCCAACAUCAAUAGGACAUUUCUUUAUUCAGCUUUCUGUCAUGCAUGGUAUCUUGCAGUACGGCUUUUCAUGUGAUGAGGGGGAAGAAAUUAGAAAUAUCAAUGCUAAUGUGAGAGUGGAUGAUGGACAGAAAUACAGAGUGUACAUUAGACAAGACCUGGUAAUAUGUGCAGCUGAAGUGACUGUUCUAGGAAUAACAACAAAAAGAAGUAUGGCCAGCAAUCAUUGUUCAUCUUUAAUCUGGAAAGAAACAGGAGCAAUAUUUAUAGGUGGCCUGCCUCAUCGUUUUGCGACAAAACAGGUGACAGGAUCUGUCUACAAUUUUACUGGAUGUAUUGAAGUUAAAGAAAUCAAUAACCAGGGACCUUUCGCCUUUCCUAAUGCUGUGGACAGGAACAAUGUUGACAGCUGCAGGUUUCCUGCAUCUGGUGGAACAUCUGGAAUAGUCCUGGGCACUACUCCUGCAGUGUCUGAAGCACUCAAGUCCUCACCUGCUCUCCCAUCAUUAUUGCUCCUCUGUCAGGAGAACUUGUGCCAGAAUGGAGGAACUUGCCAUCAAAUGUAUCUUCGUGGUGGUGUGACCUCAUUUCGUUGUGACUGCCCUUUGCAUUUCACUGGUCGUUUCUGUGAAAAAGACACGACACUGUUCUUUCCAUCAUUCAGUCCGGACUCCUAUUUAGAGCUACCUUCGUUAACAUCUCUGUCUGAGGAUGGAUUCCCAACAGGACAGGAAUGGAGCAGAAUGACAAUCUAUCUGACAGUGAAGACAAAUGCUUUAAAUGGAACUCUCCUUUACACCAGAGACAACCACACUGGAGAACACUUCCUCCACCUUUAUCUUCUGCAUGGAAGACCAACUCUCCGGUUUGGCUAUGGCAAUCCACAGGAGAUUCUGACCAUGAGUGCCAACCAUUCCAUUAACAGCAAUGCUCUUGUGCCGAUCACAAUCAGAUAUAUACUCCCCCUCAGCAAGCUUGAAGGUUAUGGCCUGAUUGAAAUGACUGCAAAUGAUAGUUCUCCUGUACGUCAGGAAAUCUCUCUGCAACAUCAGCUGACUCAGGUUAGCUUUGGGCCAGUAUUCCUUGGAAACGUCCCUCAUCAUGUUAAGAUUCACCCAGGCUCAGGUCGGAUUCAUGGCUUCAGAGGUUGCAUAAGGGAAUUCCAAGUGAACAACAAAGAACUGUUCAUCAUUGAUGAGGCUUUGGGAGGAAGGAACAUCGAGAACUGCAAUGUUCCUGUCUGUGACUAUCAUCCAUGCCGUAACAGUGGGACUUGCACAAGUGACACAGAAAACUGGUUCUGUGAAUGCUCUCCCCUCUAUUCUGGAAAAUUAUGCCAGUUUUCAACAUGUGCAGAAACCCCAUGUGGGAAUGGAGCAACAUGUGUUCCCAAAUCCAGCCAAGACACUAUAUGUCUCUGCCCCUAUGGAAGAACUGGAAUUCUUUGUAAUGAUGCUAUUAACAUUACCUAUCCUAGCUUCAGUGGAAUAGAUGCCUUCGGCUAUACUUCGUUCCUUGCUUAUUCAGCUAUUCUAAAUAUCAGCUUGCACUACGAAUUCCAUCUGAAGUUUCAGCUGUCAAACAGCAACUCAUCCAUACAAGACAACUUAAUAUUUUUCACUGGCCAAAAGGGUCAAGGUCUCAAUGGUGAUGACUUCCUUGUGCUUGGCCUGCGAAAUGGGAGCGUGGUCUACAGCUACAACCUGGGAUCUGGAACAGCGACUAUUAUAAGUGAGACUUUGGAUCUGACACGUCAAAUUCACAUUGUCAGUCUGGGAAGAUCUCUUCAGGAUGGUUGGAUGAAGGUGGAUGAUCAAGAAAAUAAAACCAUUACAUCUCCAGGAAAGCUGGUUGGACUAAAUGUAUUCAGUCAGUUUUACGUAGGAGGCUACAUUGAAUACAUCCCAGAACUCUUACCAUAUGGAUCCAUUUUUAAGAAUGGGUUUCAAGGCUGCAUUUUUUACAUUCAGGUCCGCUCUGGGAGGGCUCAGCAGUUCAAAGCACCAGGGAUCCCAGAAGGCCAUCCCAAUGCUGGUCGCAAUAUAGGGCAGUGUGAGGAGUCUCCAUGCCAACUGAUAAAAUGCAAAAAUGGAGGGACAUGUGUAGAAAGUGGCUCUACCCUUUACUGCCAUUGCCCCACUGGCUGGAAAGGGGCAUUCUGCACAGAGACCGUUUCUGUGUGUGACCCUGAGCACAACCCUUCGCCCAAAUGUCAACAAGGCUCUACUUGUGUUCCCCUGCCGGAUGGAUACUCCUGCCAUUGUCCACUAGGAACCACUGGAGUCCACUGUGAGCAAGCCCUGGCCAUAAGCGAUGCAUCUUUCAGUGGCAAAAAAUCAUCUUGGAUGGCAUUUGAUUCCUUCAAUAUUCGACACAAGGUUCAUAUCCAAAUGCAAUUCCAAACUCUUUCAAGUGAUGGCAUCCUCUUUUACACUGCACAGCACCUGAGCCCACGAUCAGGUGAUUUCCUAAGUAUCUCCUUGGUUAAUGGAUAUGUGCAACUACGCUACAACCUAGGCGACAGAACCAUCAUUCUUCAGACCUUUCAAAAUGUACUAACCUCAAAUAAUACUUGGUAUUUAAUUAAAGCAGGAAGAACUGGCAAUGAAGGCUACCUGGAUCUCGAUGGCAUCAAUAUAACCCAGAAAGCUAGCAGUGGUAUGACUGCCCUGGACACACGCACAGAUUUCUAUGUUGGCGGUGUGGCUUCUUUAAACUUGGUGAAUCCCAUGGCAAUCCAGAAUGAGCCCACUGGGUUUACUGGAUGCAUUCGAGAGAUCCUUGUCAAUAACAAAGAACUAAAGCUAACUGAGAAUGGAGCAAAGCGUGGCUCUAAUGUAGGUGACUGUGAUGGAACAUUUUGUGGGUACAAAGUGUGUAAAAAUAAUGGAAAAUGCCAAGUUAAAAACUCUGGCUUUUCUUGCUUGUGUCCGAAGAACUGGAUGGGAACAAUAUGUGAGCAAUCCACUUACUGUUCUCACAAUAAGUGUCUACAUGGAGGGAUUUGUUUACCUAACCCUUUGUUAUUCUCAUACACAUGUAUGUGUCGAUUGGGCUGGUCAGGCUUUUGGUGUGAAAAACAGAUAUGGUUUUUUACUGCAAAAUUCACAGGUAAUUCAUACAUCAAAUAUGUAGACCCCAAGUACAAAACAAGGGACCUCAGGUUCACGAGAAUCUCUUUCAAUUUUACUGCGACUAAUAUGGAUGGCUUAUUUGUCUGGCUAGGAAAGACCGAGGACGAGGACAAUGAUUUCCUUGCCGCUGGACUUGAUAAUGGAAUGCUGAAAGUUGCAGUAAACCUGGGAGAGAAAACCACCAUUCCUCUAAUUCACCAAGGGAAGUUGCUGUGUUGCACGCAAUGGCAUUUUGUCACCAUUUCACAAGAGGAGACUCGCAUUAAAGUGUACCUCGAUGAGGAAUUAGUUCUCUUUGAAGAUCUAGAUCCACAAAGAAAAUAUUCUGUCCUAAAUUAUGAAGCCAUUUGCUAUUUUGGAGGAUUUGGGUUAGGCAGAGCAGUAAAUAUUGUUACUUCGGGACUUUUUAACCAAGCACUCAGGGGUAAAAUUAAAGAUGUUGCACUUUUUCGAGAUUCUAAAAAAGUCAUGUUGAUUAAGGGAGAAGGCUAUAAUGUUCUUAGUGGAGAUAAGGAUUAAUUGGUUAAUUUUGACUCUACCUAGUUCAAAAUUCUACCUACUAUGUAUGACCCAUAAACGUAGAUAAAUAAUUGUCUGCUUAGUUAAGACAACAAUGUGUAUCUGAGCCCUAUAGGCUUCCAUGAUUUUGAACUGCUAAGUUUUGAUCUCUCCUUGUUCCCUUGGGUUGCUGGGAAAGAUGAUAUGUGGGCCUCGGGUUCAUCCACAGUGUAGAAUUGAUCCAGUUAAACACCACUUUAACUGCCAUGGUUAAAUGCUAUGGAAUCCUCGGAUUUGAUGAGGUACUAGCAGUAUUUGGCAGAGAAGACUAAAGAUGUACAACUUGAACUCCAGUGAUUUCAUAGCACUGAUUUCAGAGAACUCGAACUCCAGUGAUUUCAUAGCACUGAACUAUGGCAGUUAAAGUGGUAGAUGAACCCUUAGUCUCAUCACCCCUAUUCCCCUUAUUGGCCCACAUAAGGUUUACCUUUAAUGUCCAAUUCCUUCCAUGUUUAGGCCUAUAGUUCUGCCAUGAUCCUGAUCUCUCGUCCCUCUUUCAGUUUCAGAAAAACCCAAAGUUUUUCUAGGUCUGUGGUUUUCAGACCAUUCUGUUUUGUUUUAUCCACCUUCUCUUGACCAGUCUCCCUGUUACUUUUUUCUCAUAAAACCUCUAAUCUUAAUUCUUGAAAAAUCUAUCUCAGAGUAAUCACUUAAUUCCUUUCAUUUUCUCUACCAUUCUCCUUACCACUUGUCACAUACCAUUAUUUGAUUCUGAAUUCUUAUUUCCUAAUAUAGUCCUAUUUUCCUUUCCCCACCCCCCUUUUCUUAGAUAUCCCCUGUGUAAGGCUUAAAUCCCAAGCAAACUGACAAUAGUCCAAAUAAACAACAGCAAAGAACUAUACACAAACAUGGCAAGCCAGUCAUGUCAACUCUUAUGGAAGAUAUUUUAGAGGCUCUUCUUUAGAAACUGCAAAUUGCCUUUGCCUACACUCACUGCAACUACUUUAUGUUAAUCCUCCAUAAUUGUUGGAGUUAAGAUACUCAUGAAUAUGGAGAAAAAACAUUUUUAAAAGCCAUUUUUCUUUACCUGCUACACAAUGCUGUGAUCAACUUCAGUGGUCCUCUAGGAAUCUCUAGGUGCUCCAGGUUGACUUUAUGGGCAACUUACAGUGAAAUCUUACCAUACAAAUUAUUAAAUCUGCAAAAGUCAAAUACACAAAUAUGGAGGGCCAAUUGUAGAUUGCAUUUUUUGAAAAAGCUAUCAAGUAAUAGUUGAGAAAAGGUAAUUAUUUUUUAAUGUGAAUAUACAGUGGGCUCUUCAUAUCUCCUGGUGUUUGGACCCUCUGCAGCUACUGAAGUGUACCAAUGCUCAAGUCCCAUGAUAUAUAAAGACGUAUUAAAAUGGGAGUCCCUUAUACAAAAAUGACAAAGUCAUGGUAUGCUUUUAAAAGAUAUUUUCAAGCCACAGAUGGUUGAACAUGUGGAUACAGACUCAAUGGAUAUGGAGGGCUGAUUGUGUAGUAUUUUGAGAAUACCUUUUCUGUUUUCUAGCUGUUGUUAUAAAUCAAAUAAGUAAGGCAGGUAGGCAAUUAUGGCUAAGUAACCUACAGUUAUGUAUCCGCAGCUGAUUCAUAUUUAUGGUUCCAACAUAUUUGUGAUUGUGGCACAGCUGCAAAAAGAUUGUUAAAGUCCACUGCUUUAUCAGUGAGCAGCUACAAGUUGUGAGCAAGCAACAAUUAUCUGAUUUCUUAUAGAUCAUGAAGCAAUGCUUUGAUGUUACUUAUCAUGGAGUGCAUCUACACUGUGCAAUUUAAAGUGUAAUCCCACUUUAUCUGCAAUAGUUCAAUGCUAUGGAAUCCUGGCAUCUGUCGAUUGGUGAGGCACCAGACCUCUUUGCUACAGAAGUCUGAAGACCUCAUUAAACUACAAUCCCCAGAAUCCCAAAGUAUUGAGUCAUGGCAGUUAAAGUUCAUUCAAUUUACCGCAUUUAAUUGACAGCAUAGAUGCACCCUAAGUAGCAGUUAUAGGGUCUUGUUCCUUAGGACUCAUGACACAAAAUGAGUUUUUAAUAUUGUUGUAAAUGUUAUGCCUUUUCAAUUGUCAUCUCUUUCUGUGUCUUGGGAUGCAGUCAUUCAAAAAAUAAAUGCCAAAUCUCCAUCCCUCCCUCUCCUUUCUUCUGGCUCAAUGACAGAGAGCUCAAAUUACCAUUUUUCAUAGCAAAACCUUCCCAAGAUGGCUUGUUAUAUAUGAUUAAAAUAAGAACAAUUUUAUCCAGUUCUAAAACUAAACGCAGAAAGUUCAAACCCCAACUCACAGUACUUUUACGUAACACACCUUUUGAAGCGCACAAUUUUUCACAAAUCUGUUUAAAACUCCAAAAAGGAGGAUGCCAUGCAUGUUUUUGAAGGUUUGCAUAAAGUACUAAAAAGGAUUUGUCUCCGUUUCUUCUAGUCAUCAAGCCCCAUAUUUUUCCAUAUUAAGCAGAAAGAUUUGUAAUCUAAAUGAGAAGUUUAUGGUUGCCAAAGAAUCAAGGGAAAUUGUAGUGGAGAUAUGAGGAUAACAGCUUCCUGACUAGAAAAAAUGUGGCAAUGCUUUUUCUUUCCAACCCACUAAAUCCAAAACUCUGCUCCCAGAAAGACUUUUAUGGAAGUUUGCAAUGCUUUUAAAUUCAUUUCAAAGUGUUCUUCACGAUUACAUCUUUUGAGGUGCUGAUUUUCUAAAGAUAAAUGUGAAGUUGCCCUGUUGAUUCUGAUAGAGGGCUCCUUUGGAAGGAAUGGAGCUAAAUACUAGGUACUCACAUGAUAUAUGGCAAAAAAACAGUACUUGUUCCAUGGCUCUCAAAAUAUAGUCAAAGAGUUAGCUUCUAUCAAAGAUGACUUAUUAUUGUAUAAUAAAAUGUUUUUGUCAAAUCAAGUUUCCUCUUUUUCUUAUUGAACUACUUUAAAAAUCAGAGUCACUUGUCUGUAGUUGGAUGUCAGUCAAACGGGGAGCAAGCCUUGAAUAUAUUCCUUCAGUCUGCCUCAAUUUUUCAGAGAGGUAGGAGGGCCCUCCAAAAAAGGACAGAAGGUAGUGGCCAAGUCAGAAGAAAGUGCUUUUUCAUAUGACUAUCAUGCAAUCAUACACUUGGAGUAAUGAAUACUGAUGUUGAGAUAGGCAGAAGCCAAAACAACUGUGGCAUAUAUGUUUCAGUCAACCCUGAAAAAUACAUGUCAUAGGGAUUUUUAUAUUCAAUCUUCUUUGACAAUUCAGAUUUAGAAUUGGUAGGCUGGUGUUUAGAGCCAUGAGAGGUCCAAAAAGAACAUCACUAACCACAGUCAGAGAUCAGUAUAGCCCAAAGAUUAUUAGGAAAAUUGAAUAUGCUUGGACUUAAAUAAUUUUUCAACCUUUAUUUUCACAUCUAAGUCAACACUGCUGAUAUGACUCAGGUGCUGCUCAUCUAAGUGACCUCAAAUUGGCUGAUAUAUUUAAAUAGGAUUUCAAAAAUUUGUUUUAAUCACAUAUUACUGGAAAGUAGAGGUGUUUUUUUCCUGGUACCGAAGUGUCCAUAAGUAAGUCGAUUAACUCAAGGAGGUACUUUAUGCACAAUAUUCUUAAUUUUACUGAAUGCUUCAAAACAAGGAUCUUGAACAGUAUUCAAUAGGGUGGGGGGAAAAGAAUUUACUAUGGUUUUCCACAGAAAAUCACACAUUUUUUACUUAUUUAUUAAAAACCCUCAAGGUCAUUAAAAAUUACCAGUCUGGAAUUGUAAAGCCAAGUCACAUUUAUACAUCUUUGUUAUAUUUGUUUUACCCUAUUGCUUAACAUCUAUUAAAAUCAAACAACAGCUGUGAGAAGGCUUUAUCAUUUGUAGAAUCAAAAUAUUCUUAAAAUAUUUACAUUUUACAAUACAAAGAAUAGUAAAACACAAUAUCAUGUACAAGCUUAGGUAUUCACGUUUCCAAAGCAUGAAUGAUGUGUGGAAAAUUAAUAUAACUGAGAGAAUAAAGCUAAUGGUGUAAAAAAAAGUCUAUUAAAAUUGUGUGGAUUCAUAAGCAGUAACGUUUGGACCAUGUGGCCUUCUCAUUUCUGCUCGCUAACUGUUUAAGAUGCACAGGAAUUACCCAAUAGUAAAUACUUGUUUUUUCAUGUAGUUCUUUUGCAAAUCUUCAACUCCACCCAGCACAUGCUGUAUCUCACAUUCAAAAAUGGAUUCAGAGGCUGUGUCAUGGUCCAAUUAAAAAGGCCAGUGCAAUUUUACAAGAACAAGUGGUACAAAAUCCACUUUUAUAGUCACUGGAGCACCUUCAAAGACAGUAUGCACCACCAAAGGCUGCAAACAUUUCAACUGUAGACAAAUUUGAAAAAUGAAGGAACUCUACAUGUUUUUAUUGCAUUUUUU
Molecule: messenger RNA, 12131 nt
Organism: Anolis carolinensis (green anole)
Lineage: Eukaryota; Metazoa; Chordata; Lepidosauria; Squamata; Anolidae
Gene: eys
Product: eyes shut homolog
Exons: 33
Coding region: 581-7774 (2397 amino acids)
Molecular function (GO): calcium ion binding
Source: RefSeq, a predicted model, not a curated record